CUCAGUCCACUGGCUGAGCUUCAACUGGAAGCACCUCUGUGUAUAGGUAAAUACAAUUUUGUAUUUUUCCCAAUUUAUUCAGUCAAGUUGUACUUUCUACCAGUUUAUCCUAUACUAUCAUUAUAGAAGAAUGUCAUUUUCUUUUUAUAUCAUAUUUUCUGGUAAGGUAAUAUUUCAUAUCCCUAGACUACAACUUUUGUAAACCAGUUUUGUAAAUUAGAAUACGGGUCACGCCCAAUUUUGUAAUGCUUAUAUGGCUUACUUUUACAACUUACUUUUACUGUCCUGUUAAUUGCAGACACACGGUUAAGUACUCAUGUACACUUCACUCAGCCAGGGUCUCACUAUACUUCAAAGUCCUAAGGACUAUUUGUAAGUUUAUAUUAUUUUUUGUGUCAGCCAUUUUGUAUUUUAAGGUGCAGCCAUUUUGUAAAAUGAUUUUAUAUUUUCACCAGAGCUCGAAUACACGUAAUCUUAUGUCACACUUUAAUGGUUCUAAUUAUUAUGUUGUAUUGGUGAAUAUUAUUAAUUCUUUCAUGUUUGUUCAUUUGACAACAUGGUACAUUGCUGCACUUUUGUUACUUCUAAUUUUAGUACUGGAGAUUGGAUGUUUUCUUACAUUGAGGUUGCAGUUAGUCUCCAUUAGACUAGUCAUUAGGGUAUGCAUAUCUCUUAAAAUAUAUUAUUGUAUUAUUUGUGUAAAGUACAUGAAACUGUGUGUUUGGUUUAGUCUAAGGGAAUCGCAUAUGAAAUGUAAUAGUAUUCAUAUAAUAAUAUUUGUAUUUUAUGGUCUCGACAUUACGAAAUAUUGGUUCCUAUUUUUAAUGCAUAUCAUUUUGAAUAAUUGCAGACUUCUACUACUUGUUCUUCUUGUUGCCUGUUUACAUCCUGUGAUACCUGAUGUUACAACUAAGACUGUAAAGAAUAAAGAUAUCAUAUGACUGAACUUGUGUGUGUAGUUUUUAUUGCCGUUACCCACGUGCCCCCCAUUCGCCCAGCUCACAAUGGUGUCAGAUGUGUUUGCGGCAGCAUCAACCUACAACCUACAACCACUUGCAAGCUACAACGUACCACUAGCCAGUAUACAGGUUUAAAACCACAACAAAUGAAUGUGUAUAAUAUAAGUAGUGUUAAUAUUGAGCCAUUAAUGCUUGAUAAAGUGACAGUCAGAUAGUCACUAUAGAUUCAGAUUCAGAUAGUUUAGGUAGUUCUAUAAAUAUCAAAUAUGC
This is a messenger RNA of Owenia fusiformis, 1229 nucleotides long. The record is from the annotation of a GenBank genome assembly. NCBI's taxonomy places the organism in Eukaryota, Metazoa, Annelida, Polychaeta, Sabellida, Oweniidae.